Paramisgurnus dabryanus is the source of this 1014-nucleotide messenger RNA. It is a transcript of the gene spata4, whose product is annotated as spermatogenesis associated 4. The record is from RefSeq and is a predicted model, not a curated record. Gene Ontology annotation, biological process: regulation of cytoskeleton organization. Gene Ontology annotation, cellular component: axoneme. Gene Ontology annotation, molecular function: microtubule binding. Lineage: Eukaryota; Metazoa; Chordata; Actinopteri; Cypriniformes; Cobitidae.
UGUACAAGGUUUUGUCCUCUUUCACCGACACAAUAUCACAGAGCUCGUAGCAUAGUCGUAAAAUCAUUAAGUUAUGGCCUAUUCACCGUCGCCCAAGAAGGCUGGCCUGCCACGAGAGGUUUUAAAAUGGCUGCAAAGUCUUGAUUUAUCGUUUUCGACCAAAAACGUGCGCAGAGACUUUUCCAAUGGAUGCCUGGUGGCAGAAAUAUUUUCCUGGUACUUCCCAAAGGAUUUCCAUAUGCACUCAUAUGAAAAUGGAGCGUCACUGCCUACCAAGCAAUCAAACUGGUCCCAAAUUGAGAAAUUUUUGGUGAAGCAAAACAUCGGUUUGUCGAAGGAAGUCAUAGAUGGCACAAUCCACUGCAAACCUGGUGCUGCAGAGCUUCUUGUCCAGGACAUUUACAGCAUCCUGACCAACAGAAGGAUCCAAAGCAUCCAGAGGGUGGAGCAAGGCUUCACUGAUAAGGCCUAUCAAGAACAGCUGCCCAUGGUGGCUCGAUCCACAGCUUCAGUGGCCAUAAAGAACAACCUGUGUCUCAGUGAGGUUAUAGCUGAACCAAACAUCAUGGCCAACCAGCGUAAAGUCCAGGCCAUCAUACACCGGCACAUAGAACAGAGAAAAGAAGAGAGGAACCAAGACCCAAAUCGAUUCAAUGUUAGACCCACUCUUGGAGAACAGGCUGUCAGAAUUGCUUCACUUUUAGCCCACCAGAGUGAGCCAGAACUUCAGAUAAACUCCAGUGUUGCUGCUUGUUAAGAUUCUGUCUCGAACUUUCAAACAAGAAGAUGAGACGUUUAAGCCAAAAGUCUUUAUACUUUAUUUUCCUUUUUUCAUUUCUGUUAAUAGUCUAUUGUACACAUUUAACUACAAAUUCAUUGUUAAUACAUUUAUUGUUGAUCCCAGAGACGAUACAGAGACUCUUUCAGAUAGAUGUCCAACAGCGGUCUUUAUCUAUAGGAUGAUCAUUUGUAUGUAUUCAAGGUUUGUGGAUGUAGCAAUGAGACUUGCAAUAA